Messenger RNA from Candidula unifasciata, 630 nucleotides. The record is from the annotation of a GenBank genome assembly. NCBI's taxonomy places the organism in Eukaryota, Metazoa, Mollusca, Gastropoda, Stylommatophora, Geomitridae.
AAUCUCUACUAUGAAGACAUUAACAAUGUGGGUGUGAUGUUUGCAUCUAUAGUUAACUUCUCAGAGUUUUACAUUGAACUUGAGGCCAACAACGAAGGGGUAGAGUGCCUGAGACUGCUGAAUGAGAUCAUUGCUGAUUUCGAUACAUUGCUGACCCACAGACGGUUCUUCAGUGUGGAGAAAAUUAAAACAGUGGGACAGACCUAUAUGUGUGCUUCAGGCUUGACCAGUCAGACAAACUUUGCAGACAUGACCCAUAUCCUUGCCCUGGCAGACUACACUUUUGCCCUCCAGAGACAGAUGCAGUACAUCAAUGAAAAUUCCUUUAAUAAUUUUCUUAUGAGGAUAGGUUUAAAUGUAGGACCUGUUGUUGCCGGGGUGAUUGGUGUGAAGAAGCCUCACUACGAUAUCUGGGGCAACACAGUGAACGUGGCCAGCAGAAUGGACUCCACCGGGGUGCCCAACAAAAUUCAAGUGACUCAGGAGAUUUACAAGAUCUUGUCUUCCAGUGGCUACACCUUGAGCAUCAGAGGACUGGUCAGGGUCAAAGGCAAAGGGGAAAUGCAGACAUACUUUCUCGAUGCUAUGCCGCUUGGUGCGUCUUUAGAAGACAUGCAGACUUUUGAUUGA